Corythoichthys intestinalis (scribbled pipefish) is the source of this 985-nucleotide messenger RNA. RefSeq names its product glutathione S-transferase A4-like. Gene Ontology annotation, biological process: glutathione metabolic process. The transcript has 7 exons. Bases 274 to 924 code for a protein of 216 amino acids. The record is from RefSeq and is a predicted model, not a curated record. Lineage: Eukaryota; Metazoa; Chordata; Actinopteri; Syngnathiformes; Syngnathidae. Gene Ontology annotation, molecular function: glutathione transferase activity.
AUAUAAUACAUACGUCGUCUCUUGACAUGUAUCAACGGAUCGAAACCAAAUCAAAUAUAGUAUGAAAUAUCGCCACGGAGAAUAUUUUCCAGCAUGCCUCGAGGAAAUAUACAAUAUAGCCUCUCUAUUGGCUAGACUCCACCAAUCGUGAUCUUCCUUCUUAAACACGCAUUUUCCCAUGGCAUUUAAACAGGACUCGAAGUUGCUCAAUCCUCCCACUCUUCAAUGUCAACAUUGAAAAGGUGAGGCAUAGGAACAACUUUGCACAUAGCCAUGGCUGGGGUAAAGCUGCACUACUUCAAUGGGCGAGGGAAAAUGGAGUCAAUUCGUUGGUUGCUUGCGGCUGCAGAGGUGGAGUUCGAUGAGUGCCAUCUGACCACUCGGGACCAGUACCUCAAAAUGGUAAACGACAGAGACCUCAUGUUUCAGCAGGUGCCCAUGGUGGAAAUAGACGGAAUGAAACUUGUCCAGACAAAGGCCAUCUUGAAUUACAUUGCCGAAAAGUACAAACUGCAUGGAAACGAUAUCAAAGAAAGAGUCAAGAUCAACAUGUAUGUGGAAGGACUGAUGGACCUCAUGGAAAUGAUCAUGAUGCUGCCCUUCACCAAAGAGCCCAAAUUGGACAACAUUGAAAAAAAAGCAAAAGAGCGCUACUUACCCGUGUUUGAAGAGCAAUUAAAGACUGGCGUUCACCUGGUGGGAGGUCGAAUGACCGUUGCGGAUGUACUGCUCCUGGAAUGCACGCUCAUGCUGGAGGAGUUGUUUCCGGAGAUACUGAAAAAUUUUCGUAGCGUCAAGGACUUUCAGGAUCGCAUGCAGAAAGAGCCUGCCAUUUCUCGAUUCCUGCAGCCAGGAAGCAAGAGGAAGCCUCGGCCUGAUGACGGUUACGUAAAAACGGUCAUGGAGGUCUUUGACUUAAAAUAGUACUGUAAAGUGCUCUCAACUCUUGAACUACAUUGAAACGAUUGUAAAAGGUGAAUCAGAA